Messenger RNA from Sclerotinia sclerotiorum 1980 UF-70, 1602 nucleotides. RefSeq lists its product as hypothetical. The record is from RefSeq and is a predicted model, not a curated record. The transcript is spliced from 2 exons. The coding region runs from base 1 to 1602 and encodes 533 amino acids. Gene Ontology annotation, cellular component: mitochondrion; nucleus. Gene Ontology annotation, biological process: interstrand cross-link repair. Lineage: Eukaryota; Fungi; Ascomycota; Leotiomycetes; Helotiales; Sclerotiniaceae. Gene Ontology annotation, molecular function: single-stranded DNA 5'-3' DNA exonuclease activity.
AUGGCUAGUCCUGCCCCAGACGAGGCGGAGCACCCUCAAAAUGCUGAGGAUAGUGAUUAUGGCUCAGAUUUCUCACCGGAAGAGGUUGAGAUAGUAGAGAAAUUGUUGUUGCCGUUCCACCCACUACUCAACGAAGCAACUGAGAUUGAAGACAAUCCGAUUGUGAAUGAUAUCGAAUAUCAUGAGUCGGAGCGCACCCUUCGCCUCCCUCGAGUUAUUGGAAAAGAGCAGAUUUCGCCUCUGCUUCAAGCCAUUCGUGCUGCGGAGAGGGUUGCUGAGCAGAUUAAUACUUCAGUCGCGAAACGCGAGUACUACCCUGAUUUGAGUGAUCAAAUAGCUGGUAUCGUGCCAACUGCAUCCGGAUCGAUUCUCACGAAUGGAGUUGAAUCAAAGACCGCAGAAUCUGCAGAACCUAUACCUCGCGACACACGAUCGCCCCUCGAACGAUUUCGUACCGCGCCGAAGAAACCGCUCUCGGUGACGGAUCUCGUGUCGCCGGCAUGGUGCGAGCUUCAAUACUGGUAUACAUUGACGAAACAUGGAAGGAAGAAACGAACGUCAGCUAUGAAGCAAGGUAGUGCUGUACACAAAGUCUUAGAAGAUCAGGUACAUAGGACUGUUCAGAUCGACAUUCAAACAAGGGAAGAUGCCUGGGGUCUACAGAUAUGGAAUGUGAUACAAGGGUUACGAACAUUACGAGAAACGGGACAAACGAGGGAAUUAGAAAUAUGGGGUACUAUCGAUGGAUUGGUGGUGAAUGGCGUUAUUGAUGAACUGAGCUACAUCUGUCCGGAUACUGAAUUGGAGAAAUCUUUACAGAAAGAGGCUGAGAAGGAGAAGAAAUUGCCACCUUCAGAUCAAGCUUCUAUAUCGGACUUCUUCAAAGCACCAGGGGCUACUGCAGAGGCAACACGGACAAGAAGACGGGCCCGAUCGAACAAACUUUAUAUUUGUGAUGUGAAAACCAGAGGUGUUCGCACGCUGCCAAACAACGCAGCCUUCCGCCCUACCCAGAUGCAGCUUAUGCUUUAUCAUCACCUUCUAUCCGAGCUUGCCACAAACAGGGUCGAUUUUCCUGCCUUGGCCGGUCGCUAUAGGUUAGAUACCACCAAAACUUUCUCAGAUGCAUUCAUUGCUCAAGUGGGUAGCAUGAACGAUGAUAACGGGGAGAUAUACGAAGACGCUCUUGAGGAACAAGAUGAUUCGACCCCAGUUUCUAGUCAAGAUUCUAUGAGUGUUCUCCUUGCCCACAAUAAUCUCAAAGCUCUUUGGUCACUCAUGAUAUCUGAAUUUCAAAUCACUCUUCCCGAUGGUGCUGGAUCAUUGGGAGGAGUGUUAAAAACAGAAUAUCGAUCACGAGAUAGUGGAGAAAUAGUUGGAAUCAAGACUAUACCCAUGGAUAAUCAAGAAUUGAAUUCAUACCUAGACGAAGAACUACGUUGGUGGAAAGGAGAAAGAGAAGCGAAGGGGGUCACAGUAGAAGAAGCAUUUAAAUGCAGGACUUGUGAUUUUGCGGAAGACUGUGAAUGGAGGUUACAUAAGGUUGAGGAAGCGACUGAGAAGGCUCGCUUGAAAAAGAGGAGGAGGAAAAGCGUUGUAUAG